CAAAAGCAGUUUUGAAAGAAGAUGAAGUUCGGGAAAGAAUUCGUGUCACAGAUGGUGCAGGAAUGGCAAGAAGCAUACAUGGACUACAACUUUCUCAAAACAGUGUUGAAAGAUAUCUUGCGGUUCAAGCAGAUCAGAAAUGCAUCAACACCAAUGGCAUCAACCUCACGAGGACCUCUGAAAAGAAGGGUGUCCCUCUACAGAGCAUUUAGUGGGCUUACGAGCCGGUGCAGAAGCUCUCCGAAGACGAACGAGGAUGAAGUAAUUCUUGUAAAUGCAGCACAGCAAGAGGGAUCAGAAGGGAACUACCAAACCAUGUUCCUCAUGUCCUCGGAUGUCGGGGGAGAGUACGAGCUUGUGUUCUUUAGGAGGCUUGAUGAUGAGUUUAAUAAGGUCAUUAACUUUUACAAAAUGAAGGUGGAAGAGGUAAUGGAGGAGGCAAAGGAGUUGAGUAAGCAGAUGGAUGCUUUGAUUGCUCUUCGAAUUAAGGUUGAAAAUCCGGUGGUGGAAUUCGAUGGAGCCGAUGCCAAAAAUCUUGCAACCAAUGAGGUUUCCUCACCUUCGUCUUUGGUUAGAAAAACUGGAAGGUCGCAUAUGGAUGUGAUUCAAGAAGUUGAGAUGAGCAGUGAAGGACGUUUGGAAGAUGAAAAACGAGAAGACAAAGUAGAAAAAGCCGGUGACCGGAGGAAUAGCAAUGGAAAGAAGGUGGAAAUCCGGGGUUUUAGGCCAGCUUCAUUAGAAAUAUUGGAUCAUGUAAAGAUCAAUGUCACACCUGAGACUCCAGUAUCUACUUUGAAAGGCAUCCUCAUGAUGAGUUCAAAUUCGGACUUGUCAUUCAGCAAGAGAGAGCUGAGGAAAGCAGAGGAACAAAUGACAAAGGCUUUUAUUGAAUUCAAUAGAAAGCUGCUACUUCUGAAGAGCUACUGCUUCUUGAAUCUAUUGGCUUUUUCAAAGAUCAUGAAGAAGUAUGAUAAGAUCACAUCAAGGAAUGCAUCUAAGACUUACAUGGAAAUGGUGGACAAAUCUUAUCUGGGUAACUCUGAUGAGAUUAGUAGACUCAUGGAAAGGGUAGAGAUUACCUUCAUUAAGCACUUUGCAAAUGGAAAUCGCAGAAAAGGAAUGAAGAUUUUAAGACCAACAGCCAGAAGGGAAAGACAUAGAAUUACGUUUUCCUUGGGUUUCUUCUCUGGCUGGUCACUUGCACUAGUAACAGCUAUUGGUGUGCUUGUUCAUGCAAGAGGUAUUCUGAAGAGUGAGAGCGAGGGGCGUAGUCGGUAUAUGGAAAACAUAUUUCCUCUUUACAGCCUUUUCGGAUUCAUUGUCCUACAUAUGCUCAUGUACUCUGCAAACAUAUACUUCUGGAGGUGUUAUAGAGUCAAUUAUCAAUUUAUUUUCGGCGUUAAGCAAGGAACAGGGUUGGGUUACAGAGAAGUAUUUCUUCUUAGUACAUGUCUUGCUCUGCUGGCAUUGACUGGUGUCAUCUCAAAUUUAGAUAUGGAGAUGGAUCCAAGAACAAAAAACUUCGGAAGCUUAACUGAACUAGUCCCUUUGGGCCUACUUAUUGUUGUGCUUCUUACAAUGUUCUGUCCUUUCAAUGUCGUAUACCGUUCAAGUCGCUUCUUUCUCAUCCGAUCUGUGUUUCGAUGUCUUUGUGCUCCUCUUUACAAGGUCACCCUCCCAGACUUUUUCUUGGCAGACCAGCUAACUAGCCAGGUGCAGGGCUUCAGAAGUUUGGAAUUCUAUAUUUGCUAUUAUGUUUGGGGUGACUUCAAAAAGAGAUCAAACAAGUGCCUUGAAAGUAAUGUUUAUCAGAGUUUCUAUUUCAUUGUAGCACUCAUUCCAUACUGGACCCGUUUCGUUCAGAGCCUUCGACGCUUGCUAGAAGAGAAAGACGUAAUGCAUGGGCUCAAUGGGCUGAAGUUCUUCUCAAUAAUUAUUGCAGUUGCCAUGAGGACAAGUUAUGAUUUGAAAACGGGGAUGACUUGGAAGAUCAUAGCUGCAGUCAGUUCAGGUGUUGCAACAAUUGCUGCUACAUAUUGGGACAUUGUCAUAGAUUGGGGUCUUUUGCGAAGGAGUUCCAAAAACCCCUGGCUAAGAGAUAAACUCCUUGUUCAGAACAAAAGUGUUUACUUUGCAGCUAUGGUAUUGAACGUUCUACUGAGACUUGCUUGGAUGCAGUCAGUCUUGGGUUUUAGGGAAGCUUCUUUCUUGCAUAGAAAGGCCUUGGUUGCAAUAGUUGCCUGCUUGGAGAUCCUUCGACGUGGCAUUUGGAAUUUCUUCAGAUUGGAGAAUGAACACUUGAACAAUGUUGGCAAGUAUCGGGCAUUCAAGUCAGUGCCCCUACCUUUUUACUAUGACAACGAUGAAGGCAAAGACAUAUAGACAUAUACAGCACGGAAGAAUGAAGGUUAUCAUUAUUCAUAUAUGUAAGAACAGAAAGAUAAAACGGGAAAUUAAAUGCUUCUACGGUGCGUUAUCGAGUCGCUUUCUUUAAGAAGUUAUUUGCCAUCACCAAUUGUAAUGAAUCGGUAUGCACUGGGUUACAACAUUUAUACACUAAUUUUGAAAACCCUUCUAAUAAUAUAUGGCAACAAUUCCUUC
Messenger RNA from Corylus avellana, 2601 nucleotides. Its product is annotated as EXS (ERD1/XPR1/SYG1) family protein. Gene Ontology annotation, cellular component: plasma membrane; Golgi apparatus; cytoplasm. Gene Ontology annotation, molecular function: inositol hexakisphosphate binding; phosphate transmembrane transporter activity. Gene Ontology annotation, biological process: cellular response to phosphate starvation; phosphate ion transport. Lineage: Eukaryota; Viridiplantae; Streptophyta; Magnoliopsida; Fagales; Betulaceae. The record is from RefSeq and is a predicted model, not a curated record.